Chenopodium quinoa (quinoa) is the source of this 3348-nucleotide messenger RNA. Its product is annotated as pentatricopeptide repeat-containing protein At1g15510, chloroplastic-like. Gene Ontology annotation, biological process: RNA modification. Lineage: Eukaryota; Viridiplantae; Streptophyta; Magnoliopsida; Caryophyllales; Amaranthaceae. Gene Ontology annotation, molecular function: zinc ion binding; RNA binding; protein binding. The coding region runs from base 386 to 3034 and encodes 882 amino acids. The transcript has a single exon. The record is from RefSeq and is a predicted model, not a curated record.
UACCAGGCCGAUUCAUUACUUUUUAUAUGAUUAUUUUUGUAUAAUAGUUAUUCAACAUCCGUGCAUUGUACGGGAUUUAACCUAGUUAAUCAAUAUGAGAUAAUAUAGUCUCUGUAGAAAAAAAGAAAAAGAAAAAAAUAGUUAAGGUCUUAUUGGAUUCAACUCAUUAAUAUCAAUUUUUUACAGUCUUUACACGUAUAAAAAUAAAGUUAUUUACUUUACCAGACACGUCUUGAGACCGUGCAAAGUUUAAAUAGGGCAAUAAAUAAACUAAUAAUGUAUGUAAACCAAGUAUUGUUAAUUAUAGUUAAACAAUAAGAAAGACAAGUUUUGCCACUGCAACCUCAUCCAAAGCGAAACCUUGAUGCUCUAAAACCCCAUAACAAUGGCGGUCACCUCUAAAACCCUUCCAAUUCCUCCAUCACCAGACUCCUUAAACUCUCUCUACACUAAAACCCAUCUUCCCAAAUCUCUUUCUCUCACCAAAAUUCACCCUCUUUCUCUUCGAAAACUCCCUCAAUUCUCCCUUCUCAACCCCAAUUCCACCUCCACAACCACCACUUCCACCAACUUCAGCUCUCGAAUUACCGAGCUUUGCUUCCAUGGAAGCUUAGAUGAAGCUCUCAACCUUCUCAAUUCAGUUGUUAAAGACCUCAAUCUGCUUGUUGAAGACGACGCCAUUGUUGCUCUGCUCAAGCUUUGCGAAUGGCGGAGAGCGGUGAAGCAAGGUUUUCAGGUAUAUUCCUAUAUUUGUGACUCGAAAAAGAUUAAGAGUUUUGAUGUUAGACUUGGAAAUGCAUUGUUGAGUAUGUUUGUGAGGUUGGGUAAAUUGAAUGAUGCUUGGUAUGUGUUUGGGAGAAUGGAGGAGAGAGAUUUGUUUUCAUGGAAUGUGUUAAUUGGUGGGUAUGCGAAAGCCGGGUUUUUCGACGAGGCAUUGAUUCUGUAUCAUAAGAUGUUAUGGGCUGGUGUUAGGCCUGAUGAGUAUACUUUCCCUUGUGUUUUGAGGACUUGUGGUGGUAUGCAGGAUUUAGCGAGGGGUAGGGAGGUUCAUGUUCAUGUAAUUCGAUAUGGUUUCGAGUCUAAUAUUGAUGUGAUUAAUGCUUUGAUUACAAUGUAUGUGAAAUGUGGUGAAAUUGUUAGUGCACGCUUGGUGUUUGACAGAAUGUCUCAAAGAGAUAGGAUUUCAUGGAAUGCAAUGAUUUCGGGGUGUGUAGAGAAUGGAGAAUGUUACGAGGGGCUACGAUUGUUUCUUAUGAUGCGUGAAGUUGGGGUUAUUCCGGAUUUGAUGACUAUGACAUGUGUAGUGUCAGGUUGUGACGGUGUGGAUGAUGGGAGGUUAGGGAGGGAAGUUCAUGGAUAUGUUAUAACCAGUGGUUUAAGUGUUGAAGUUGCAGUUUGUAAUUCAUUAAUUCAAAUGUAUAUAGGUACUGGAAAUUGGGUUGAAGCAGAAAGAAUUUUUGCUAAUAUGCCAUGUAAAGAUGUAGUGACAUGGACCUCAAUGAUUUCUGGAUAUGAAAGUAAUGGUUUUCCUGAUAAGGCGAUAGAGAGUUUUAAAGUAAUGGAGAGUGAAGGUAUCGUGCCAGAUGAGAUCACUAUUGCUAGUGCCAUAUCAGCGUGUGCCUCGUUGAGUCUUCUAGAUAUGGGUAUGAAACUUCAUGAUUUAGCUGUUAGAACAGGAUACAUUUCAUAUAUAAUUGUUUCUAAUACACUAAUCGAUAUGUACUCCAAGUGUAAAUGUAUUGAUACAGCUUUGGAAGUUUUCCAUCAAAUCAAAGACAAGAACAUAAUAUCGUGGACUUCAAUCAUCUCUGGGCUAAGACAAAACAACAGGAGCUUCGAGGCAUUAUUUUUCUUUCGUCAGAUGAAACUUUCUUUAAAUCCUAAUUCAGUCACUUUGAUUUCCGCCCUUUCUGCAUGUGGCAGGAUAGGAGCUCUAAUGUGUGGAAAAGAGAUCCAUGCGUAUGCCUUAAGGACCAUGUUGCCAUUCGAUGGAUAUGUACCAAAUUCAAUUCUAGAUAUGUAUGUUAGGUGUGGUAGGAUGGAACUUGCAUGGAACCAGUUCAAUGGAUGGGGUAAAGACAUUGCUGCAUGGAAUAUUAUGCUCACUGGUUUUGCAGACCGAAAGCUGGGAGUACUUGCUGUGGAGUUCUUUCAUAAAAUGCUAGCUUCAAAUGUAAACCCAGAUGAAAUCACCUUUAUAGCAUUACUUUGUGCCUGUAGUAGGACUGGCAUGGUGGCCGAAGGGUUGGAAUAUUUUGACAGCAUGGAAACUAAGUAUUAUGUUUCUCAAAAUCUGAAGCAUUAUGCUUGCAUAGUUGAUUUGCUAGGACGUGCUGGUGAUUUAGAGGAUGCUUAUGCAUUUAUUCAAAAUAUUCCUCUUGAGCCAGAUCCAGCUAUUUGGGGAGCCUUAUUGAAUGCUUGUAGGAUUCAUCAGAAUGCCAAGCUUGGGGAACUUGCAGCAAAGAAAAUCUUUGAAGUUGAUGAACAUAGUAUUGGAUAUUAUGUUCUUUUGUGUAAUCUAUAUGCUGGUUGUGAUAAAUGGAACGAACUUGCUAGAGUGAGAAAGACGAUGAAGGAGAGAGGUUUAAUUGUUGACCCUGGCUGUAGCUGGAUAGAAGUGAAGGGGAAAGUACAUGCAUUCCUCAGUGAUGAUGAGUCCCAUCCUGAGAUAAAAGAAGUACAUGCCGUUCUGAAAUCCUUUUAUGAGAGAAUGGAAGCAGCUGGAAUUGAUAAGGCUGAGACUCUUUCUGAAAAUGCUUCAAAAGCAGAGGUAUUCUGUGGUCAUAGCGAAAGACUGGCCAUUGGAUUUGGGCUUAUCAACUCUGCCCCAGGGACACCUAUUUGGGUUACUAAAAAUCUUUAUAUGUGUAAAAGCUGUCAUAAUAUUGUAAAAUUUAUUUCAAAAGUUGUUAGGCGAGAAAUUUGUGUUAGGGAUACUGAACAUUUUCACCACUUCAGGAAUGGUGUUUGCUCUUGCAGUGAUGAGGAUUACAAGGAAACAUUGUAUAUUAGUCAUACAUCGUGUACAAUGUAGUUGUAAAUAUAAUUAUCCCAACAUUUUUGUGCCAUAAGGGGCUUUCUUCACUUUGAAAUGGCUCUGUGAGACUGGUGGCUGCGGCUUUGCUGCUGCUACAACCUCACAGUUAUACUGUCCGCAUCUUGCUCAUAGAUCUCAUACAAGAACACUUGUCAAGUUUCUAGAGACUAUAUACAAGAACACUGGUCAAAUUUCUAUGACAUAGUCUCUAGAAACUUGGUAUCUUUGGCAGCCACAAACUGCACUACCAUUAUAUUAUAAAGGCAUAAAGGACUUAAGAAUCUGUAUGCAUUGUUCAGUUUGAAUUUUAG